UGCCUGUGUAUGAAAGAGUAUAACUUUUUAUUUGAUCAACAUUUAAACGAGUCUGUUUUUAAUUUGAAAAGGAAGAGGAAAGAUAGAAACAAUUGAUAAUUUAUAAGAUAUCGAAAAAUGGAAUAUAUCGAAGGCACUGAAACUGUAAAAUUUGGUGAUACAUCGAAAGUAAAGAAACGAAAACGAGGAAUUGUAUAUUUAUCUAGUAUACCUAAAUAUAUGAAUAUCACGAAAAUUCGUGAAUUAUUUUCGAUAUACGGGAAAGUUGGAAGGAUCUAUUUACAGUUAGCAGAAAAUGAACUGGAAGAGAAUAGUGAAAAAAGAAGAAAGCGGAGAAAAGUUUGCACAAAGUUGUUCACAGAAGGUUGGAUUGAAUUUGAAAGUAAAAAAGUUGCAAAAUAUGUUGCAACAACAUUAAACAACAGCCAGAUUUCAACUAGAAAAAAAAGCAAAUUUUUUGAUAUUAUUUGGAAUAUCAAAUAUCUUCCAAGGUUCAAGUGGAUUCACUUGAGCGAACGUUUAGCUUAUGAACGGGCAGUACGUAAACAAAGGCUACAAACUGAAAUUGCACAGGCAAAGCGAGAAGCAAAUUUCUUCUCUCACAAUGUUGAUAGAAGUAGAAAAUUACGUCGAGCGCAACAAGUUGGAAAUAGCAUGUUUGUGCCACCUGUGAUAAAACAGAGAGACACAGAUGCUGAAAUUAGAAGCAAAAAGGAAAGCAAAGUCGAAGUAGAUAGAACAGGUUUCUUAAAAUCUUUGUUCGGGUAAAGAUAAAAUACAUAUGUUUUCAAAAGAAUAUUAAAAGAAACUAUUUUAAUAGAAA
Eufriesea mexicana is the source of this 823-nucleotide messenger RNA. Its product is annotated as activator of basal transcription 1. Gene Ontology annotation, cellular component: nucleolus. The record is from RefSeq and is a predicted model, not a curated record. The transcript has 3 exons. Gene Ontology annotation, molecular function: RNA binding. Bases 118 to 768 code for a protein of 216 amino acids. Lineage: Eukaryota; Metazoa; Arthropoda; Insecta; Hymenoptera; Apidae. Gene Ontology annotation, biological process: endonucleolytic cleavage to generate mature 5'-end of SSU-rRNA from (SSU-rRNA, 5.8S rRNA, LSU-rRNA); small-subunit processome assembly; endonucleolytic cleavage in ITS1 to separate SSU-rRNA from 5.8S rRNA and LSU-rRNA from tricistronic rRNA transcript (SSU-rRNA, 5.8S rRNA, LSU-rRNA).